Molecule: messenger RNA, 877 nt
Organism: Molossus molossus (Pallas's mastiff bat)
Lineage: Eukaryota; Metazoa; Chordata; Mammalia; Chiroptera; Molossidae
Product: histone H2A type 1
Exons: 2
Coding region: 63-455 (130 amino acids)
Cellular component (GO): nucleosome
Molecular function (GO): DNA binding; protein heterodimerization activity; structural constituent of chromatin
Source: RefSeq, a predicted model, not a curated record
UUUUAAAUUGAUCUGCUUGGGCGAGUAGUUAGUUUCGUUUUUAGCAGAGGCCUUGUUUUCCAAUGUCUGGACGUGGUAAGCAAGGAGGCAAAGCCCGAGCCAAGGCAAAGUCUCGUUCUUCUAGGGCCGGGCUGCAGUUCCCCGUGGGCCGCGUGCACCGCCUGCUCCGCAAGGGCAACUACGCCGAGCGGGUGGGGGCCGGCGCGCCCGUGUACCUGGCGGCGGUGCUGGAGUACCUGACGGCCGAGAUCCUGGAGCUGGCGGGCAACGCGGCCCGCGACAACAAGAAGACGCGCAUCAUCCCGCGCCACCUGCAGCUGGCCAUCCGCAACGACGAGGAGCUCAACAAGCUGCUGGGCAAAGUCACCAUCGCGCAGGGCGGCGUGCUGCCCAACAUCCAGGCCGUGCUGCUGCCCAAGAAGACCGAGAGCCACCACAAGGCUAAGGGCAAGUGAUUUGACAGGCAUCUCAAUUUCCGGAAACGCUUUGACACCAAAGGCUCUUUUCAGAGCCCCCCACCCCACCUCAUAGGAAGAGCUAAUGUCACUUUAGGUUAAGACGGGAGAAAAACACUAAGGUUUCCAAAGCUUCUCACUGCAGAGCUGCCUGGGUAUGGAGUAUCUGUCAUCAGUUCUCAGGAAUACAUGGGUGGAUGGCAUCAUUGUUCCAACAUCACUGACUGACUGCACCUGCAAAUUUCUUCCUAUUAAAAACAUUCUGGGUUAAUCUGUGUGUGUGCACUUGUGUGCCUUGUGGGUAAGGAGAGUAAAACUGGUGGAGGGGAGGAGAAUAUUGUUUCAGGGGAAGCUUUCUUUAGUGCAAAAAUGUGUCUAAUUUUAGAAUAAGUAAAUACUUCCAGAAGGUUCAAACAAAUCAA